AUGGUGGGAAUGUGGGCUAUUGACAGCGGUGCGACGCACCCCAUCUACUAUAACAAGUCCAAGUUUGAAGUUCUGGACGAGCGCAACGAAGGCGAAGUGCUGGUUGCAGACAGAGACAAGGCUGCGAUCAAUGGAGUUGGGGCUAUCGUCGAAAAUGUGGUCCUAUCAAACGGUGAAGAGCGCGAAGUUAAAAUCAAGGACGCACUGUAUGUCUCGAGCAUAAUCAAGAACCUACUGUCGAUACGUUAA
Messenger RNA from Peronospora matthiolae, 249 nucleotides. NCBI's taxonomy places the organism in Eukaryota, Oomycota, Peronosporomycetes, Peronosporales, Peronosporaceae. The record is from the annotation of a GenBank genome assembly.